AUUCGAAUUCUCGAUCCUAAUGGAAAGACUACAUGGAACUGGACCGCCAGCCGCGAUCUGGAAAAGGGCUUCUUCCCCCAUCAACUCGGGAACUGCACCAUCCACAACUCCGGCCGAACAGACGCCAAGCAGUCCGAGGACGGCAGUCUGAUUGCCGCCAUAUACGGCGACGCCAUCGUCGCCAUCAGAUACGCCCCCGACGAUCCAAAGACUGACAAGAGCGUCACUUGGGGAAUCUGCACAAACACUUCUCUAUUGAGAAGCUCGCACUCUCUAGAGUUCCUCCCGGAUAAUCUCCUUGCGGUGGCGACUUCUGGACAGAGCCAAGACGACGGCAUCGUGGUCUACAACAUGAGUCUGGGACUCUCGCCCGACCCGACGCCGAUCCAGCACAUCCCGCAUCUACCAGACGCUCACGCUCUAGUAUGGGAAGAGAAGACGCAGAUCCUGUGGGCAGCAGGAAUGAACUCUUCCAUCGACGGCAAGGCUGCUGCCUCGGGCCUCAUCAACGGCUAUCGCUACCAACAUCCCUCGUCAAACAGCCUUCCCCUACAACAAACCCCCGUCUCCCAACAUCAUCUUCCCGAUUCCUCCACAACAUACACCGAAUGGAGUGACAAUCCAUCGCUAAGAGACGAAUGGGACGCACCGCACGACUUGAUCCUCAUCCCCAGCCAAAACACAUUCCUCAUCCCCACAGACCUCGACAUCCACGCCCUAAACAUGUCGUCUGGGGAAUUCAUCUCCGGCCAGCAAGUAGUAGAUACAUACCUGAAAGGCUUCUCCCCCGUCGAUCGCCGUUCAGGAAAGAAUCGAAAAGGCGACGUCGAGGAACUUCCCCGGUCGGAUAUCAAGAGCGUCAUCUUUGGCCCAGAUGGCACGGCUGUUUAUGUACAGGCCCAGUGGACGACUUUCUUCGCCGACAAACUCAAUUUUCUGGUAAAAGCAGAGAGGAAACAAUUGGAUUUGCGCGGCACGAUUUAUCGGGCACGGUAUUUU
Molecule: messenger RNA, 999 nt
Organism: Trichoderma harzianum CBS 226.95
Lineage: Eukaryota; Fungi; Ascomycota; Sordariomycetes; Hypocreales; Hypocreaceae
Exons: 1
Source: RefSeq, a predicted model, not a curated record